Molecule: messenger RNA, 2377 nt
Organism: Cryptotermes secundus
Lineage: Eukaryota; Metazoa; Arthropoda; Insecta; Blattodea; Kalotermitidae
Exons: 3
Coding region: 634-2154 (506 amino acids)
Biological process (GO): SCF-dependent proteasomal ubiquitin-dependent protein catabolic process
Cellular component (GO): SCF ubiquitin ligase complex
Source: RefSeq, a predicted model, not a curated record
UAUGCUUAUGAAAUUGGUUAAGUUUUAAUAACUGCUAUAUGCUUAUGAAAUUACUUGCAUAGACAGUUUUCCUAGAACUGACGUGCUGGAGAAUGCUCUACAGAAAAUAUGAUCGUGUCAACUUGUCGACGUUCAACGAGUUUGCUUUCUGCUUAAAAACGUUCUUGGCACCUGCGAAGGAAAGUGGCUGCAGAUUUGGCUUCUCCUCAAGAAGGGCUGAGCUCCAUAAGUAAGAACAGAUAACCAGACAUAAAUGGAAAUAGAUCGGCCACUCUUCAAAAGGAAAUUGCAAUUGAGAAGGAAGCUGUGGAGUGGAAACCACAAGGACAAAAGAAAAGGCUAAAGAGGAGUUAACAGAGAACAAUAUGAGUGGAAGCCUUGCAGAGAAAUUAUAUAACUCGUGAAGAAUCGUGUGAGAUGGCGACACUUUGUUAAUGCCCUAUGCUCGAAGGACCUAAGAAUGAUGACAGUGAUGGCUGUCACUUAAUAAAAAUGGCUUCUGUUAAAUGUGUAUAACUUAAACAACAAUCACAGUUCACUGACAGGAUUUCAUGAUCUGUGGGAAUAGUGAUUCCUUACCAUUGUGCUGUCCUUGAACUGCUAGAAAGGUGGUGACAUCCAUGCAGUGACAUCAUGCCUCCCUGUAAACAGCCAAGAAGCCUUUUCCAGGCCACCUUAACACAUGUCAAAGAACUACUGGAUCUCUCAUGUAGAAACAUAGAGAAAACUUAUGGGAAUUACGAUAAGAGUGACUGUCGACAGCAGGUGCUAAUACUUCAGGAGUACCUCCUGUCGAACAUACCAAGCAUGAUUCUGGAUGAACUGAUUGAAGUGGAGACUGCUGGAAGCCACACGAAACAAGAUCUUCGAAUCCCUCUAGCACUCUAUAUGCAUAGGAAUAUGAGGAAGUUCAGUGUUUGCACCUGGUCAGUAUACCCUAAAUUUGACUUUCAUUCAGAGUUUUUGGUUGAACGUCUAAUACAGAUGCAUAACUUGGUGGUGCUGGUUUUAUAUCGCGUAUGUACAGAUGACAUUCUGGAAGCUGUAGGAACAAACUGUCACAGACUGGAGGAGAUAAACAUUGUAUCAAAGUUGGGACUGGUAUACACCACAAAUGAGAUGGAUAAAGCUUUCAAUGCGCUCAAGUUGAAGUUUUUCGUUUCAGAUGUAGGACUGUUUUACUUGCGCAAUUGCAGGCUUCUCAGGAAGGUGACAAUGAAUAGGAUUCUUCGUAGCCAUUCAGGUGGAUGUAUGAUGACUGUAGCAGGGAUAAGGGCUCUAGUAAAGUCGUUGCCAUACCUCCAGAACAUAACAUAUGAUGACAUGGGCCUAGUGAUUUCUGAGCAGAUGGAGGAUGUGCAGCAGCUGCAGCUCACACAUCUCUGUGAUUUUCACCCAAGACCGACAAACAUUGUGGCAGCAGCACAACUCUGUUGCAGCCUACAGCAUCUUUGUCUGCAUUUCCCCAACCAAUCCACUGUCUGCACUGCCAAAGAGAUACUGGAGUCAUUGGCCAAUAGCAGCCUCAGAGUACCCAUUCUUGAACUCAUCCAUUUUCCAUUCUGCAUUGAAAUGGCUCGUUUACUGGAAAGGAAGGGAAAUUUUCUGAGGAGCCUCCAAGUUGAAAGUACAGAUUAUAUCUCUCUGAGGGCAGUGCAUCUCAUUGGUCAGACAUGCCUGAGCCUCAGAAACUUGCAGCUGAAGCAGCCAUUGAGAGAUGUCAAUCAGUCAAGCAGCCUUGAAACCUACAAGCUGUUUCACACACAGCAUAUUUUCCACAACCUUCAUUGUCUACACCUGGAUGGAUGGAAUUGGAACCUAGCAGAAGUUUUGCCACUGUGUCUGCUGCAAGCCAAACACCUGGAAACACUCUUUGUAACAGACAUGUUCUCCCAGAAGGACCAAGAUGAUGUUAUGGCUAAUAUUAUCAGCACAAACCCCCUGCAGGAAUUGAAAGAAAUUCACAUGCACACAAGGCAGAUAUCCAUAGCCACAAUUCGCUACUUAAUUGAACACUGCCCCAAACUAACAGUAAUGUCUGUUGUGGAGAGUGCCAACAUUACAUCUGUGCAAGUUAAGGAACUUCGUUAUGAGGUUCAUCAGAAAAACCUUGAUCUGACAAUUACUUUAGUGGAGGCUGAACCACUUGGUUAGAUGUUACAUGUGACCAUUUAACUCAAUGUACAAACUUUGCAUUCCUGAAUGUUGUGUCAAUUCUGAAGCAUAAUAUAUACCAUUAUUGUUACCGAACAAGUUUACCAAUACUUUAAACUGUUUUACAAAGAUGAUUAUACCAGUGCUGAAGAACUUAACCAAUUGUUUCAUAAACCUUUGUAAAUACAUAAUAAAAACAAUGCUAAUUUGCUUCUUUGCUCAA